AUGAGUAGUAGUGUAAUUCUGGUGCUCAAUGUGGUCGUGCCUCCCGUUAUUGUGGACGACGGAAGCAGCCGCGACGUGACCGCCAACGAAGGCCAGGACGUGACGCUGACGUGUGACGCACGCGGUCGUCCUCAGCCGUCCAUCCGCUGGGUCAGGGAGGACAGCGCAAAAAUCUCCAGCGGAGGCAAAACGGCCGACGAGUGGGUGGGGCGGGAGCUUCGUCUGGGUCCCCUGCAGCGGAGCUCCGCGGGGGCCUUCCUGUGCAUCGCCAGCAACGGCGUCCCGCCCAUCGUCAGCAAGCGCGUGCUGCUCAACGUCAACUGUGAGUGUUGCAGCGUCAGCAAGCGCGUGCUGCUCAUCGUUUAUUAG
Molecule: messenger RNA, 369 nt
Organism: Hyalella azteca
Lineage: Eukaryota; Metazoa; Arthropoda; Malacostraca; Amphipoda; Hyalellidae
Product: protein amalgam-like
Exons: 3
Coding region: 1-369 (122 amino acids)
Cellular component (GO): neuron projection
Source: RefSeq, a predicted model, not a curated record